CCUAGCCGCGGAAGAAGCCGGCAGCAGGUUCUUCGCAAUUUCAACCGUCGUUUAAUUUGUUAUCGGCUCCGACGAUCAUUUACCUCCUUCUCAACCUCCAACUAAUUCCUCUUUUGGAGUGGUAAUCAAGCCGGUUUACUUAAAAUCUGAAGAGGAAGGCAAAGCAUAUGAGGUCAGGGAACCAUAGCAUACUUCCCAGUAGCCGGAGGGCAACUCAGAAGCUUCGCUUGCUUGUAUCGCCCACAGCGGCUAGCGGCUCUAUCAAAGCCUCGACAGCUGCUAAGAUGAAGGCGUUAAUAUCCAUCUGCAUCGGCAUCACUAUUUUCCUCAUUGCUGCCCGAGCCGCUUCCGCCUUGGCUGCCCUGGCCUUUCACCGACUGCAUCACCGCCCCACGGCUUCUUUCUUUCCUGCUUCGCCGUCCAUCCCCAGGAAAGCGUACACAGUAUUGAUUAACACAUGGAAGAGAAAUGAUCUUUUGCAGAAAUCAGUUAUUCAUUAUUCAAAAUGUGCUGGAGUUAAUUCCAUACAUAUUGUGUGGAGUGAACCUAAUCGCCCAUCUGAUUUACUUUAUGAAGUUUUAAGAGAGGCUGUACAUUCAAAUUCUAUUCGUGGCAACAGUAUUGAACUUAUUUUUGACUUGAACCAAGAAAACAGUUUAAACAACAGAUUCAAGGAAGUCAAGGAUCUAAAAUCUGAUGCUAUAUUUUCAAUUGAUGAUGAUGUUAUUUUACCCUGCAAAUCAGUGGAUUUUGCUUUUAGUGUAUGGAAAAGUGCACCAGAAACAAUGGUGGGAUUUGUUCCACGUAUGCACUGGUUGGAUAACUCGAAUAGUAGUUUAGAUCGGUAUUUUUACGGUGGGUGGUGGUCAGUCUGGUGGACAGGCACUUACAGCAUGGUUCUUUCAAAGGCAGCUUUUUUCCAUAAGAAAUAUCUACAUUUAUACUCUACUAAUAUGUCUCAGUCAAUACGGAAUUAUGCAACGAAAAACAGAAACUGUGAAGAUAUUGCAAUGGCUUUUCUAAUCGCAAAUGAAACUGGAGCUCCACCUAUAUGGGUGAAAGGAAGGAUAUUUGAGAUGGGAUCGAGUGGGAUUAGCAGCCUGGGAAACCAUGAGGAGAGGAGGACACAGUGUCUCAACGAUUUCACGGCUAUGUAUGGCCGUAUGCCUUUGGUUGCAACCAACGUGAAAGCCAUUGACAGCCGAAGCAGUUGGCUCUGGUGAUUGUGAUCAUAGUGCUUAUGUAUAGGUAUGCGUUAGUUAGUUAACUUGCUAGGCUUCGUACACUCUUUUUAAUUCAGAUGUUGGAUAACAGUUGCAAUGAUUCAUUUGUCAACUAUUUUGAUCAAUCAAUAAUAGGAGAGUUCUAUUUCUUAACAAA
Dendrobium catenatum is the source of this 1380-nucleotide messenger RNA. Its product is annotated as glycosyltransferase family 64 protein C4. Gene Ontology annotation, cellular component: membrane. Bases 168 to 1223 code for a protein of 351 amino acids. The record is from RefSeq and is a predicted model, not a curated record. Gene Ontology annotation, molecular function: glycosyltransferase activity. The transcript has 6 exons. NCBI's taxonomy places the organism in Eukaryota, Viridiplantae, Streptophyta, Magnoliopsida, Asparagales, Orchidaceae.